Anarrhichthys ocellatus (wolf-eel) is the source of this 4789-nucleotide messenger RNA. RefSeq names its product KN motif and ankyrin repeat domains 2 (gene kank2). Gene Ontology annotation, molecular function: protein binding. Gene Ontology annotation, biological process: negative regulation of transcription by RNA polymerase II; negative regulation of actin filament polymerization; negative regulation of vitamin D receptor signaling pathway. Gene Ontology annotation, cellular component: cytoplasm. The record is from RefSeq and is a predicted model, not a curated record. The coding region runs from base 211 to 3318 and encodes 1035 amino acids. NCBI's taxonomy places the organism in Eukaryota, Metazoa, Chordata, Actinopteri, Perciformes, Anarhichadidae. The transcript is spliced from 13 exons.
GGAGCAUCUUGGCUGCGGUGUUUUUGUCUCCGUCAGUGAGCGCUCCUCCUGGGCCGCUGAAAGGAUAUCCAGAGAGCAGGUGCUGACUGUAAGAGUGCAAGAGAAGGAAGGGAGAGCAAGGAGCCUGGGGAGGAGAGAUCCCGUCCUUGCAGCGCAAGCAGCUGGUGAGAGUUGGUGGGUGACUGUUUGAAAAGCAGCCACAGGCUCAUUAUGGCUCAGGUGCUGCAUAUGGACCCCGGCUUCCCAGGCAAACUCAACCCGCCUGCUCCCCCCUCGCUGCACGGCAAAGAACAGGAGGCGCCCUACUCAGUGGAGACCCCCUAUGGCUACCGUCUGGACCUGGACUUCCUCAAAUAUGUUAACGACAUAGAGAAGGGAAACACAAUCAAGAAGGUACCCAUCCAACGCCGGCCACGCUAUGGCUCCCUGCCCCGUGGCUAUGGCUACACCGGGUCCUGGUGGACCUCCACCGAGUCUCUGUGCUCCAACACCAGCAUGGACAGCCGACACUCCUCCUACUCUUACUGCGCCCCAGGCUACCACACGACGCAGAGGCCCAGCUUCAGCAGUGCCCGGGUGGAGAAGACCCUGUUGGAUGCACGCAGGAAGCUGGAGGAGGAGAAAGAGGGGCGGAGAUACUCCAACCUGGGCAGCAUGCACAGCAGCAUGGCAGGCUCUAACACCUCGCUCAGCAGUGCACACAGCUUCAACCGAGCCCAUGGUGGAGGCGGAUCCUACACCCCAUUGAGUUCUGGCCUGUCCACGCCAGUGACCCCGACUCCAGCCCACCUGCAGCACGUCAGGGAGCAGAUGGCCACGGCCCUCAGGAAGAUAAGGGAGCUUGAGGAGCAGGUGAAGACCAUCCCUGUGCUGCAGGUCAAAAUCUCUGUGCUGCAGGAGGAGAAACGCCAGCUCAGCGUCCAGCUGAAGAGCCAGAAGUUCUUGGGUCAUAGUCUGAGUUUCAACCGAGGUCGUCCCAGAGGCGAGCUCUACAUCGACAUCCCUGAAGAAGAGGUGAUAACCGGGGCAAAGAGCAGCAACAAGCCACUGUCACCCACCACACCCGACGGCUCCAAGCUUCAGGAUUCUGGGUGUGAGAUUGAGGACACGGUCAUUGUUGGUGGAGCGCGACCGGAUGCAAAGCGGGAAGUGCGCACCAUUGGAGUGGGACCAGAGGUCUUGAGGGGCAGUCGUCACGUGGGAGUCGGUGUUUGGGAGGAGGAUUUGGGGCUGCUGCCAGAGACAAAGGCUCUGAGGAAUCAAGUGGGUCAGCUUGAGGGCCAGCUAAAGAGGACUGUGCAGGAGCUGCAGGAUGCGCAGCAGCAGGCUGCAGCAGUCCAGAAGGCCCCUCAGGCAGAGCAUCCAGUCAUGGCUACCAGCGUCGGGUGGCAGGAGCCACAAGGCUGCAGCCUGCACACUCUGGUCAGCUUCACACAGCUGCCCCAACAGAGGGAACAGAGGACUGUGGGAAUCCAGGUGUACACAGUCGAGCAGCCCACUGUGGUGGAGGUGGGCACACUGCUCCGAGCCGAGAUCUGCAGCUCCCCUUCCCUUCAGCAAGCGGGUGGACUCGUGGAGGGCCACCACAGAGGACAAGCUGAAGAUGCUCCAGUUGAGCUGCCGAUUGCUGUCAGCUCCAAGCAGGUGCGCGAUGUCCUAAAGAGCGAGUUGUCCACUUCGGUGCCGGUAGCUAAACCCGCCGUUGCUGUAGGCACCUCUGGUAAUCAGAUCAGUUUGUUGCAUUCAAGAGAAGAAGAGACGGGCGUGCAAACAUCCCCAGAGGCUGUCCAGUCACAAGAAGGCCCUAAGACAGCCUCAUCUCCCCAGUCUUCUCUGAGGUCCAUUAUGAAGCGGAAAGCCGAAGGUGAACCAGGAUCUCCCUCUACGAAGAAGAACCUCCAGUUCAUUGGAGUCAAUGGAGGCUACGAGUCCACAUCAUCAGACGACAGCAGCAGCGAGAGCUCGGAUGAGGGGAGUGACUCCAGCGAAUAUCAUGAAGCCAGAGAAAAACUGCCGGACUCAGCGGCACAGCAACAGAAAACAACCCACAGCAAGGCUCUCCAGCCUCCAGAAAGCAACAGUGUACCUCAACAGACUGCCGUCAAGCCACGAGCCGAGUCACACCAGAGUCCCAAUCAAUCUGCAACUGGAGACACAAAACUGCCAGACAAAGCCCUCCAGUCACCAGCAACAGACACUGCCUCCGACUCCUCUCCAAGUCCUCCAUGUCCAGCAAACGAAGCUGCCGCUAACGAGACUGUCGACCGGCCAUCGCAAAAGCGCACAGUCACCCAGGAGAUCACCUCCACAUCAUCAAGCACUGAAUCCACUCCUGAACAAAGCUCCGUCACCUGCUCUUCAUCGCUGUGUGUCACUAAAACCACUGAGAUUACCACGCAGCAGUUCACCGUCCAGUCAGACACAACCGUCCUCUCCAGCCAAUCGGAGCCGAAGCCAGCAGCUGAAAGCCUUACGAAGGACACUGCCACCGUAUCAGCCAAGCAAGUCAGACUGGACCUGAGUGACAGCCUGAUGUCAACUCUUCAUGCCCUGCAGAAAGCCCUGGGGGAACCCAACGCCUUCAGCCAGCAAGGAGCAAGGGCAGCCUACACCACCGUGCUGCAGGAGUGGCUGCGCGUGUCCUGUCACAAAGCAGCGGACACGGCUGUCGUCGAGGCCUAUAUGAACACCUUCGCCUCAGUCUCCCCUCAGCUGCUGGAGUUUGUGAUCAACAUGGCAGACGGCAACGGGAAUACAGCGCUUCACUACACCGUCUCCCACUCCAACUUCCCCGUGGUGAAACGGCUGCUGGACACUGGCCUGUGUAAUGCUGACAAGCAGAACAAGGCGGGCUACACGGCCAUCAUGCUGACAGCGCUGGCCGCAUUCCACUCUGACAAUGAUCUCCAGACCGUCCUGCAGCUGCUGCGCACAGGGGACGUCAACGCCAAGGCCAGCCAGGCUGGUCAGACUGCGCUGAUGCUCGCGGUCAGCCACGGUCGAGGGGACAUGGUGCGGGCGCUGCUGUCCUGUGGGGCACAGGUCAACAUCCGUGAUGACGACGGCUCCACGGCACUCAUGUGUGCGUGUGAACACGGUCACGUGGACAUUGUGCGUCAGCUACUGUCUGUGCCGGGCUGUGAUGCGACUCUCACUGACAAUGACGGCAGCACAGCUCUGUCCAUCGCCCUGGAGGCCAGCCAGAACGACAUUGCAGUGCUUCUGUAUGCUCACCUCAACUUUGCAAAGCCUCCUUCCCCUGUGUCACCGAAGUCUCCUCUCUUGGGUUCCUCUCCUCCUGCCGGUGAAACCAAAUAAAGCCUCCUGCAGCCAAUCCACAGUAACUACUCAUACUACAGCGUGAUUUUUUUUUUUUUAAAUCUUUGUAGCUACGGCAAACAAUGGGUUUGUGUGUGUGCGCGUUUGUUUUCACCCUCCAUAGUUUAAGUGCAUUAUAAUGUGCAGAUAAUUACUACAGCUUCCACCAUUGUUAUCCGUUUCUUUUUGUACACUGUGGUCUUUUUUUUUAAUCACAGUGGUGGUUGAAAACAUGGAUUUCUUGUGUGUUACAAUCUGAAGAACUGAACAUCUAGCGGCUGUUUAGACACCAGUCUAGUCAUGCAGUGAUCCAGUUAUCAGCACGGGUUUUAGCGGCACUUACAAGUCCAAACUGUUCACUGAGUUUCGUUAUAGGGUUCAUUAUAAUACACUUUUUAGUUUUACUCCAUAUGAAUGUCAUGUUAGUUGCUUUAUAGAGCGAUGUGUUUUCAUUGUAAUGUGUACAAUAGCAUUGCCACAGUAGCAUCAUUAUGUGUGUGACCAUCACAGUCAUCUGGAAUAACAAAAGCCACUUAUGGAUAAGUGUCCUUGCACCAAGUAGGUCAUUGGUGCUACAAAAAUCUAACUUCAAAUAUAUCAAUGUUUAUACACAAGAUUUAUUAAGUCUGGAGUAUUUUUGAUAUUGAUUUUUUCAAAUUUUUAAUUAAUUCAGCACCUUCAAGGAUCAAAUUUUUUUAUUUCCCAAACAACGGUGAAAUUAUUUCACCUUUUUAACCAGAGGACAGACAUUUUUUUUCUACGGCGACUACAUUUCUCAAAAUAAAACCCAAAGACAUGUAUCUUAUCAGCUCUGUGACACUGUAUAUUGUGGUGAUAAUGGUAACACAGGCCGAGCAUCAGUGUGACGGAAGAAAGAGGGCAACAUUAUUCUCUGAAGGCGACGGGACUGUGCUGUUUGUAUUUUUGUACGUGACGGUAUUUGGGAUGGUAGUAAGGAAAGAUUAGAGUGUUUCUGUGUUUGUAAUAUUCUGUGCUUUUAAGAUUUAACGAGACUUUGUUGAGAAAUGACUGAAAGCACUGGUGUAGCCACCUCUGUGGUCAUGCUGGUGAGAUAUGUCAGGGGACCAGGAAGUGUCUGAUUGGGGUGCCGUGUAAGAUGUGAAUAUCAAAAUAAUAUAUGUCAAUAUAAACUGCUAGUUAUUAUGCCUAAAAUCUAAUUCCUCGAACAAAAGUGCAUAGGCUAUUGAUGUCCAAAUUUAUAUUACUUUUUAAAGACUUUUUCACAAUUUUCAUAUUCACUUUUGAGCAAUUGAAUUUUUAUAAACUUUUGUUUUUUUUAAUUUAUCUAUCUUUUUAUACAUUUGGAACUUUUAAGCUCACGCCUACUUUAUGUAAUCGCACAGCUAUUUUCUUUUAUGAAGGUUUAUGUAAAAUGGUAGACUGUGUUUCUCCUCUUCCAAUUUGUGGAUUUUGAAAAAACAAUGAAUUAAUAAAUGUGGACCACACUGUU